Jatropha curcas is the source of this 4121-nucleotide messenger RNA. RefSeq names its product protein phosphatase 2C and cyclic nucleotide-binding/kinase domain-containing protein. Gene Ontology annotation, cellular component: cAMP-dependent protein kinase complex. Gene Ontology annotation, molecular function: cAMP-dependent protein kinase activity; ATP binding; cation binding. Gene Ontology annotation, biological process: protein phosphorylation. Lineage: Eukaryota; Viridiplantae; Streptophyta; Magnoliopsida; Malpighiales; Euphorbiaceae. The record is from RefSeq and is a predicted model, not a curated record.
CACUGAUACGUCUCCCUUUUUUUACAAGCCUAAUCCACUUACCCAACCACGACACAACAACGUCGCGUCACAUUCCUCUAUCUUACGCUCUUCCGGCAGUACACGUCUACUCCCACCCGACUCCUCCGCCGCUGAGCAAUCACUCUUCGUGUGCGCAUUUAGCUCCUGCACUUAAAAAUACGCAGCGCAAAUUUGGAGUUUGAAGGAGAGAAGAAUUGAAAUUGAGAUUUUUUGAAAUUGGAAACCAUCAUCCCAUGAAUUUUCGCUAAAUGGGUUGUGUCUACUCGAGAGCCUGCAUCGGCGAGGUGUGUGCACCUAGAGACCCAAGAAUCAAGCAACAGCAACAGCAACAGCCACAGCCACAGCCACAGCCACAGCCACUCAGUCAACAGACAGGCCAAAAUGCCAGAGGGAAUGAUUUGCCAGUUUUUUCUCCGGCAUCGUCCUCGCCUGAAUCCGAAACCAGAGACCAAAUUAACCAGUUGAACUUGACCCGAGACCCCGAACUUGGCAUUACUAGACUUUCUAGGGUUUCCUCUCAGUUCCUUCCUCCAGAUGGAUCACGGACAGUUAGGGUCCCUUCGGCUCACUACGAAUUGAGAUACUCGUAUCUGUCUCAGCGAGGUUACUACCCCGAUGCCCUCGAUAAGGCCAAUCAGGACAGUUUUUGUAUUCACACGCCGUUUGGAACCAAUCCAGAUGAUCAUUUCUUUGGCGUCUUUGAUGGGCAUGGGGAAUUUGGUGCCCAGUGCUCGCAGUUCGUGAAGCGAAAGUUGUGCGAGAAUCUGUUGAGGAGUAGCAAGUUUCAAGUAGAUGCAGUUGAGGCUUGCCAUUCAGCAUUUUUGACUACCAAUUCGCAGUUGCAUGCCGAUAGUUUGGAUGAUAGUAUGAGUGGGACUACCGCUAUCACGGUGUUGGUGAGGGGACGGACAAUAUACGUGGCUAAUUCCGGUGAUUCUAGAGCAAUUAUAGCGGAGAGGAGAGGAAAGGAUAUUUCGGCUAUUGAUUUGUCCAUCGAUCAAACUCCGUUUAGAGCUGACGAGCUAGAAAGGGUAAAGCUUUGUGGUGCUAGAGUACUUACUUUGGAUCAGAUCGAGGGUUUAAAGAAUCCGGAUGUGCAAUGUUGGGGAACUGAGGAGGGUGAUGAUGGUGAUCCUCCCAGAUUGUGGGUCCCAAAUGGGAUGUAUCCCGGGACUGCAUUUACUAGGAGCAUGGGGGAUUCCAUUGCUGAGACAAUUGGGGUUGUGGCUAAUCCUGAAAUCGUUGUGUUGGAGCUUACCCCUCAGCAUCCUUUCUUUGUACUUGCUAGUGAUGGGGUUUUUGAGUUCCUCUCAAGCCAAAGUGUGGUUGAGAUGGUUGCAAAAUAUAAAGAUCCACGUGAUGCUUGUGCUGCAAUCGUAGCUGAAUCUUAUCGGCUUUGGCUACAAUAUGAAACUCGUACUGAUGACAUCACUGUGAUAGUUGUGCAUAUUGAUGGACUAACUGAGAGUGCUACUGGUCAAUUGACAAAGCCAGAUGCUGUCUUACGACCCCCUAUUCCUCAAGUUGUAGAGGUGACAGGGUCAGAAUCUCCUUCAACCUUUAGCUGGAACUCUAGGAACCAUCGCAUACGGCAUGAUUUAUCUAGGGCACGGCUUCGUGCCAUUGAGAGUUCACUAGAGAAUGGGAAAGUUUGGGUUCCUCCAUCUCCUGCCAAUAGAAAAACUUGGGAAGAAGAAGCUCACAUUGAGAGGGCAUUGCAUGACCACUUCCUUUUCAGAAGGCUUACUGAUUCUCAGUGCCAUGUUUUGUUGGAUUGCAUGCAAAGAGUUGAAGUCCAGCCAGGAGAAGUUGUAGUUAAACAGGGUGGUGAAGGUGAUUGCUUUUAUGUUGUUGGAAGUGGAGAGUUUGAGGUCUUUGCUACCCAGGAAGAGAAAAAUGGAGAUGUGCCAAAGGUUUUGCAGAGUUAUACAGCUGAGAAGAUGUCAUCCUUUGGGGAGCUGGCACUGAUGUAUAACAAGCCACUCCAGGCCUCUGUCCGUGCUGUGACAAGUGGAACACUAUGGGCUUUAAAGAGAGAAGAUUUUCGUGGAAUUCUGAUGUCAGAAUUUUCUAAUUUGUCAUCCCUGAAGUUACUGCGUACUGUGGAUCUACUUUCCAGGUUGACAAUCUUGCAGCUGAGUCAUAUUGCAGAUUCUCUUUCUGAAGUUUCCUUCUCAGAUGGACAGACAAUAGUUAAUGAGACUGAGGGGCCCUCUGCCUUGUACAUCAUCCAAAGGGGACAAGUGAGACUUACUUUUGAUGCAGAGAAUUUAAGUAGUCCAAAUGCAGGAAGUUUGAAGUCCGACAAUCAAACAGAGGAUGAUUGUCUUUUGAGUGGUAAAAAGCUCUCAUUGGAAAAGACAGAGGGAAGCUAUUUUGGUGAAUGGACACUUCUUGGCGAACAUAUAGGUUCACUAAGUGCAGUUGCUGUUGGUGAUUGUGUGUGUUCCAUCCUAACAAAGGAAAAUUUUGAUUCAGUUGUUGGCCCUUUGACAAAACUUUCUCAGGAAGUUGAAAAGUCAAGGAGCUCAUCUUCAGAUUUUUCCAAGGAAUCUGCUGAAAGCACUGAUCUUUCAGCCCCUCUGAAAGUUCGCCUCUCUGAUUUGGAGUGGAGGACUUGUUUAUAUGCCACUGACUGCAGUGAAAUUGGACUUGUACUUUUGAAGGACUCAGAAAAUUUACUGUCUCUGAAAAGGUUUUCAAAGCAGAAGAUCAAGAGACUGGGAAAGGAGGCACAGGUUUUGAAAGAGAAGAAUCUCGUAAAGAGCAUCAGCCCUUCUGCUCGCAUGCCUCAGGUUCUAUGUACUUGUGCAGACAGAACACAUGCUGGCAUAUUGUUGAACACAUGCUUGGCUUGUCCUCUGGCUUCAAUACUUCACACAGCCCUUGAUGAACCAUCUGCAAAGUUUUGUGCUGCCUCUGUCAUUAUUGCGUUGCAAGAUUUACACAAGAAUGGUGUUCUCUACAGAGGUGUGUCUCCUGACAUCUUAAUGCUGGACCAAACAGGAAAUUUGCAGCUAGUGGACUUCAGAUUCGGGAAAAAGUUGUCUGGUGAGAGAACAUUUACAAUUUGUGGAAUGGCAGAUUCUCUGGCUCCAGAAAUCGUCCAGGGAAAAGGGCAUGGUCUUCCAGCUGACUGGUGGGCAUUAGGAGUCUUAAUUUAUUUCAUGUUGCAAGGUGAAAUGCCAUUUGGAUCAUGGAGAGAAAGUGAGCUUGAUACUUAUGCAAAGAUUGCAAAAGGACAAAUCAAUCUUCCUCCUACUUUCAGCUGUCAAGCUGCCGACCUCAUCACAAAGUUACUAGAAGUUGAUGAAGACAAAAGACUUGGCUCUGACUCUAUCAAAAGUCAUCCAUGGUUUGAUGGUAUUGACUGGAAAAGGUUGAGAGAUGGGAGUUAUCCUGUUCCUCAUGACAUAACUUCUCGUGUUACCCAAUAUCUGGAAAGUCAUCACGAGGAUUGCACUAUUCCUCCAACUUCCCCAGCUCGAGACAUAGAUGACCUCAAUGUUCCCGAAUGGCUUGAUGACUGGUAGAAGAACAAUAAUUUUUAGUGAGUGCGGUCGUCCUCCCUAGCAAGACAGCUUAUGUCUUGUUUGAACCCAAUUAGAGCCCACGACUCCCAAGAUCAACAGACAAAAUGAAAAGCAAGCUCCUAUGUAUUCUUUUGUUACGAGUACAUGAUAGUCGUUGGCAGAGUAUCUUAUAUGGUAGCUGGCACUAACCAUUUCAACAGAGAGGUAAGCUAAAUAGAUAAAAUCCUUUUUGUUGGUGAAUCUUUCCAGCCUUGUAAAUAGGUAUAUAUGUAAAUGAGGGUUUCUUUUCUUUUAGAAAUGAAAUUCUAGCUUUGCGCCAUAUUCUUGCCUAUGGCAGCCAAUUGUAAUUUGAUUGGUGUUAGCCAAAUGGCUUUGUAAGCUAUCAUUUUGUGGUAUUCUUCUUUACAUUCUUGGAUGGUUCUACUGGCAUAUGUAUUUCCCUAUUUGAGGACUAUUAUGUGGAUAACCUCAAUGGUUUGGAGGGAGUGAGUGAACAUGUUUAAUUUUAUAUUUUGAAUAUUGAUUCUGUUGAGCAUUGAUAUUAGUUACAUUUAUGAUUUUGGCACA